Pristis pectinata (smalltooth sawfish) is the source of this 3284-nucleotide messenger RNA. Its product is annotated as calsequestrin-2-like. Gene Ontology annotation, molecular function: calcium ion binding. Gene Ontology annotation, cellular component: sarcoplasmic reticulum lumen. Gene Ontology annotation, biological process: regulation of cardiac muscle contraction by regulation of the release of sequestered calcium ion. The transcript is spliced from 11 exons. NCBI's taxonomy places the organism in Eukaryota, Metazoa, Chordata, Chondrichthyes, Rhinopristiformes, Pristidae. The record is from RefSeq and is a predicted model, not a curated record. Bases 356 to 1570 code for a protein of 404 amino acids.
AUGGAGGUAGCGAUAAUGUCAGCCUGAUGAGUUGUCUCUCUAUCUGAAAGGUCAGUCUUCCCCUCCCCUCCGCUGAAAGACCAUCACAAUGAGGAUGGCGAAUCCCACCUCGGCUCGUGCCUUUGCUCUUUCAAUCUAAUGUAUUUUUAGCUGGAAACAACUGGCUUCUUAAAAUGGAGAUUUAAAUAGUAGGAGGCGGUAUGUGUGCAUCCAGGCUCUGCCUCUAUCCGUUCUUCCUCCGAGCGUUUUUCUGAUCAGGGAUUGUAACCAGAACUGGAGGAGAAAGGCAAAAUAUUGUCGGUGAUCCCUGGCGCUUCUUUUGCUUUGUGAAGAAGAUAUAACCCUAACUUUUGCAAUGAAGGGUGCUUGGCUGUGUUUGGCGACCCUCUCUCUGGCCUGCCUCAGUUGUAGAGCGGAGGACGGACUUGAGUUUCCCAGGUAUGAUGGAAGAGACAGAGUUGGCACCGUCGACAUGAAGAACUACCAGAAGCUUUUGGAAAAGUACGAUAUCCUGUGCUUGUUGUAUCAUGAGGCGGUCCCUGCUGGAGACAAAGUCGCUCAGAGACGGUUUGACCGGGUGGAGCUGGUGCUGGAGUUGGCAGCUCAGGUCUUGCAAGAAAAGAACGUUGGAUUCGGACUUGUAGAUGAGAAGAAAGAUGCCAAGGUGGCGAAGAAACUGGGUCUGAUAGAAGUUGGGAGUGUAUACAUUUUUAAAGGUGAUCACCUGAUUGAAUAUGAUGGUGAACUAUCUCCUGAAGUACUUGUAUCAUUUCUCCUGGACGUGACAGAAGACCCUGUGGAGAUCAUUGAGACCCGGGCAGAGGUUCGCUCUUUUGAAAGAACAGAUGAAGUUAUUAAAUUGAUUGGAUACUUUAAAAGUGAAGUUUCUGAACAUUACAAAGCCUUUGAAGAUGCAGCAGAACAUUUCCAUCCUUACAUCAAGUUUUUUGCAACUUUCAAUAAAGGGGUUGCAAAGAAACUUUCACUGAAGAUGAAUGAGGUGGAUUUUUAUGAGCCUUUCAUGGGUGACUCAGUCACUAUUCCUGAUAAACCCCAUUCAGAGGAAGAAAUCGUGGAGUUUAUUCAAGAACAUAAAAGAUCAACCCUCAGGAAACUACGUCCAGAAGAUGUGUUUGAGACAUGGGAGGACGACAUGGACGGAAUCCAGAUUGUUGCUUUUGCUGAAGAAGAAGAUCCUGAUGGUUAUGAAUUUCUGUCAAUUUUAAAAGAAGUAGCAAGAGAAAACACUAACAAUCCAGACCUAAGCAUUGUGUGGAUCGACCCCGAUGACUUCCCUCUGUUGUUUACUUAUUGGGAGAAAACUUUCAAGAUUGAUCUUCACAGACCUCAGAUUGGAGUGGUGAAUGUCACUGAUGCUGAUAGUGUCUGGAUGGACAUUAAAGAUGAUGAUGAUCUACCAUCAGCUGAUGAACUAGAAGAAUGGCUUCUUGACGUACUCUCAGGAAAAGUUAAUACAGAAGAUGAUGAUGAUGAUGAUGACGACGACGAUGAUGAAAACGACGAUGACGAUGAUGAUGACGACGAUGACGAUGAUGAUGACGACGACUAAUAUUUUUCAUUAGUAAUUAUCUACAAUAUGAACAAAAUAAUUCUGUGUUUAAAGAUAUUUUAAAACAGAUAUAUUUGUAAUUUGAGACAAAUACUGGAAAUGAAUUCAAAUUCUCAUAACGAUCAAAGUAAAAGCUCAGAUUUUAAAAUGAAAAGCAACUGAUUUAUAAAUCUUACUGUUGAUUUUUUUUUACUGUUUCAUCGUUUCCCCAAGAUUAUAAAGAGCUUGCAUUUACAUUGUGCCUUUCACUGUCUAAGAUCAACUAGACAAACUUUACUGCUAAUAAAAUAUAACUGAAAUGUUAUUGUAAUAUGGGAGAAGCAGGGCAGCCUAAUUACACACAAUCCACAAAUAGCUCCAAGCUCCCACAAACAGCUCUGAGGUAAUGGUCACGUGAUCUACUUUUUAAUAUCCAGUGGGUGCAUCUGACUAUCCAGCACUCUCUUGGUACUGCACAGGAAGGAUCAGCCUAAUUUAUGUGUUCAAGUAAUCAAACUUAAUCCUUCUACUUUAGAGACAAAAGUUCCACCUUUUAACUAAGGCUAACUCCUCAGAUUACAUUUCAGAUAUCUCCUUAAAUUGAAUAAAAAGACUUAAGUACAUAAAGAUUAUUUUGCUCAAGCGGAUAUUGCACUCAACUAACCAAUACCUAAUCUUAACUAUAUUCAAUUUGUAGGCACAGUCCAAUAUAUCCAACACUUAAAUGACAAUCUCUAUUCAACAUUAAAUGACAUUUGAUGAUUUGCACAUUAGUGCCACUUGUGUUUAGCAAGUAUGUACUGUUCAAUGCUCCCAAUGCAAAGCUACCAAAUGUUUAUUUGAUAAUACCCCCUAAAGCUGCAAACCACAACUAAACUUUACAUUUUCUAUAGUAAGGUUUUUGGCUUUAGGGGGCAGUUUUAAUAUCAAUCAUAUUAAGUGUGUAAUUUUAGGCAGACAUUCUUAUUCCACAUUAAUUCCACUUGAUAGGCAUUGCUUUCUAUUACUUCUCACCAGGAUGUUAGCCAACACAAAACACUGCACUAUGUACAUAGCUAGUAAAUGACAUCUAGUGCUAUGUGAUAACAAAUAUAAAACAGAAAAUUAUUUGAGGAAAAUAAUUAUUGAAGAUUGACUGCUAAUUAAGCAACGAUAUAACAACUAAAAGUAUAUUAUAGCACAGAGUAAAAAUUAGCAUUAUUGUACAUUUAAAGUCACUUUUGUUACUUCAAAUAAGCAUUUACAUUUUAACCGAAAAGCAAUUUAUCAUUUUCUUGUUCUAUAUUUUUGCAUCUAAUAAAUUUUAAAUGAAAUAGAAUGAUUAAAAACUGCAGAUUCUCUAAAUGUAGAGGUUUUUAGAAUCAAAACAUUUUCAAAUGUGUUUUAAACAAAAUAGAUAUAUUUCUUCAAUGCAGGAACAGAUGCAGAAAUAUACAUUUAACUGUUCUUGGAGAGGCACAUCAAAUUCACAUAUGGGCAUGUGUGUGUCUGUCCUAAAUGUCUCAGUGAUUAUUGGAGCCUGCUUCACUAUGGCAGCUUAUGUUAAAUGUAAAUAAGUGAAAUAUAAAUAAAUAUCUAGGAAUGUCACUUAAUUGCCUCCAAUACAUGUCCUGCCAUCUAUACUGUUGCCCUCUCAUUAUUGACAGAAGUGUUUUAACUGUUAAUGGCAUUUUCAAGAAGAUUAUCUACAGUUGUAACGAUUGUAGUACACUGUGUAUGAAUAAUCCAGAGCCAA